Messenger RNA from Rasamsonia emersonii CBS 393.64, 456 nucleotides. RefSeq lists its product as uncharacterized. The transcript has a single exon. The record is from RefSeq and is a predicted model, not a curated record. The coding region runs from base 1 to 456 and encodes 151 amino acids. Lineage: Eukaryota; Fungi; Ascomycota; Eurotiomycetes; Eurotiales; Trichocomaceae.
AUGCCAACCUACGUCUGCACCGUCGCAGCCGGGCGCCUAUCCCCCGAACACAAAAAAGCGAUCGCCAACAUCCUGACAACCGUCCACUCCGAGGAAGCACAUACACCCCGGCUAGUCGUGCAGGUCAUCUUCAACGAACUACCAGGCAAGAACAAGAACAACUACUUCAUCAACGAGGUCCCCGUCUCGGCGGACCAGGUCUGGAUCCGCGGCGACAUCCGUGUUCGGAGGACGGACGAGCAGAAGACGAGGAUGGUCCGAAGGAUUGUGGAUCUGGCGAGCCAGGCGUGUGGGAUUGAUAGGACGCAUUUCUGGGUGUAUUUGUGUGAUAUUGCCAAGAUGGCGGAGUUUGGGAGCGUGAUGCCUGAUGGUGGCGAUACCCAGGCUGAAGAGGCUUGGCUGAAGGCGCUGCCGGAGGAGGUGAAGGAGCGAUAUCACUUUAAUGAUAAGGCAUGA